GGUCUUCGAUAAAAGAAAAAGGUUGAGCUUCUCAGCAGAAGAAUUAUCAGGCAAGAAUGGCGGAACACUUGGCUUCCAUAUUCGGGACGGAGAAGGACAGGGUUAAUUGCCCAUUCUACUUCAAGAUCGGAGCGUGCCGUCACGGCGACCGGUGCUCGCGUCUCCAUACGAAGCCGACGACAAGCCCUACGAUUGUGCUUUCCAACAUGUACCAGCGUCCUGAUAUGAUUACCCCCGGUGUCGACCCCCAGGGCCAACCCCUUGACCCCAAAAAGAUCCAAUCCCAUUUCGAGGAUUUCUAUGAAGAUUUGUUUCAGGAGCUAAGCAAGUAUGGUGACAUUCAGAACCUGAAUAUCUGUGAUAAUUUGGCUGACCACAUGGUGGGUAAUGUCUAUAUCCAGUUUAGGGAGGAAGAUCAAGCACAAGAAGCUCUUCAGAAUCUUACCGGAAGGUCUUACGAGGGGCGUCCAAUCAUUGCUGAUUUCUCCCCGGUGACGGAUUUCCGUGAAGCAACCUGUAGGCAGUACGAGGAAAACGUUUGCAACCGAGGUGGAUACUGUAACUUCAUGCAUCUGAAAAAGAUAAGCAGAGAGCUGCGACAACAAUUAUUCCGAAGGAGUGGACGAAGGUCUGGGCGAAGCAGAAGCAGAAGCAGGAGCCCUAGUCCACGUCAUCGAAACCACGAGGAGCGACAUGGUGGUGGUUCUGGGAGGAGAGGAGAUCACCGCCACCAUGAUAGAGGCGGUGAUAGAGGUGGUGAUAGAGUCGGUGACAGAGGCGGUGAUCGGGGCGGUGAUAGGGGUGGUGAUAGGGGUAGAAGGCCUAGAAGCAGAAACCCCGAUCGGAGAAGCGGAAGAAGCAGAAGUCCACCUGGCGGAAGGAGAAACAGGAGUCCAGUUAGGGAAAGCAGUGCUGAGAGAAGGGCAAAGAUUGAGCAGUGGAAUAAGGAAAGGGAGACGGGGCCCGCUGUAGAGAAUAAUACUAGUAAAAGUGACGACAGCGGAAGCAGGGCUUACCAGCAAAACGAUGGCCAAUUGAAGGAAAAUAGCGCCCCCCGAUCACAGCAAGAAGAUGGGAAUUACGACUUCUGAAAGGCUUUAUGGUUUGUUUUCUGUUUUUUUUUUCUUAUUCCAUUUGUGCCCUUUAUGCUGAUUUUUGGUUGUUUUUUCCGAUUUUCUUUUGGUUAGAUAUGGAGCACUGUGAGAAAAGGCUUACUGCCCUUUUUCCACUGUGCAGGUGGGAGGUUCUUUCUCACGUGGUCAAAAUCUCCAUUUAUUGACCAUUUUCUCCCUUUCUUUUAGAACAGCAGGAAAAAGCUGUAGGCACGUAAUUCACAUAUAUAUCAUUACAACCUAAUAAACCCAUGCAAGAAUUAAGGAAAAUAAUGUGGUCGUAGCUGAUACAAAAUAUUGGUUGAUCAGUAGAAAAUAUUGAGUGUCUGAAUAUCGAUAGGCCAUAUUUUCUCGCAUUAGACAUAAAAAUCCGUGUCAUAUAAGAAUAUGUAUGUACCGGGUAUGUUUGCGCUUCUGUACAACCAACCACAGGGUGAGCUGAUAAAGGAGGUUUUAGGCGAUUAUAUAUUAAAUUUGUGUAAUUUAAUAAAAAUUCUCUCUAAGUUUUGCAGGGUCAGGUACUCCUGUCGGGGCGUGCUCUUUUUCAUUCAAGUUUAUAUUGAUUUUUCUAUACAGGUUUUGCUGUUCUGUUUGCAGAGAAGGACACAACUACUAUGACAUAUGCAAAAACAUGUGUUUGGAUUGCAGGAUUGAGCGACGAAUGGCAUCUUCUGGUGUUUUGGUUUUAUCGAUGUUUUACCUGUAGCCUACUAUGACUGUUUUGUUAGAACAUGUUAAUGGUUCUCUUCUUUUUAUUGCCCGUGAUAUUCGCUAUAUGUACUCGCAACUUUGUUGUUACGUUUUUUGGUUCGGAUUUCUGUUAAUUUAAUGUGGUAAUUGAGAUGGAUUUUCUUGCUA
Messenger RNA from Erythranthe guttata (spotted monkey flower), 1970 nucleotides. Its product is annotated as splicing factor U2af small subunit B. The record is from RefSeq and is a predicted model, not a curated record. Gene Ontology annotation, molecular function: metal ion binding; RNA binding. Gene Ontology annotation, cellular component: U2AF complex. Gene Ontology annotation, biological process: mRNA splicing, via spliceosome. NCBI's taxonomy places the organism in Eukaryota, Viridiplantae, Streptophyta, Magnoliopsida, Lamiales, Phrymaceae.